GUGUGGUUUCCAAGAAUACCUUUGUUGACGAAAGUUAAAAACACAAUGGUAAAAGCGUAAACACAUAUCGAGCUCUCUCUUUCUUCUUCUACAGACACAAAUGUGCAUUGCAAAGGCAACAACCAAACAAUAGUGAAGAGUAAAUAUGGCAACUUGUGCUAGCAAAGGAGGUUGCCCAAGUGACUAUGUAGCGCUUUCAAUUGCCCUAGUGUCCAUCAUCUUACUUCUCAUGAGAGCGGCAUUACCUUACAUGAUUCACAAGAUUCCUAGGCCCAAAGGCAGUAGCUUUUGGCUUGUGGCAGUUCAAGUUAUUGCAAGCUUAAAUCUGGUGUUGUCCAUUGUGAUGGCCCUCAAUUUUCUAAAGUUUAGAAACAGACAUUGGUGGAGGUCUUGCUAUCUUUGGGCAGUCUGGAUUGAAGGUCCACUUGGAUUUGGUUUGCUGUUGAGCUGCCGUAUUACACAGAUAUUCCAACUAUAUUAUAUAUUUGUGAAGAGACGUCUGCCACCAAUUAGAUCCUAUAUUUUCCUUCCGCUGAUUCUCUUGCCAUGGAUAGCUGCUGCUACCUUAAUUCAUAUAAGAAAGCCUCUAAAUUACCGGUGCCACAUGGGGACUCCGUGGAUCAUCCCUGUUAUGGGCCUUCAUGCAGUAUAUGUUGUAGCUUUGAUUACUUUUACUUGGGCUGUGCAUCAUGUGGAAUUCAGAUUUCAUGAACUCAAAGACCUUUGGAGAGGAAGUCUUGUCUCUGUAGCUUCCAUUGGAAUAUGGGUGGCUGCUUAUGUUAUGAAUGAGGUUCGCGAGGAUAUAUCAUGGAUAGAAAUUGCCUCUAGAUUUUUGUUAUUGGUUAUGACAAGUGCGCUUGUGCUGGCAUUCUUCUCUUUCUCAAUUUCUCAACCACUUGUCUCACUUAUGAGCUUGAGGAAGAAGGAUCAUAAGGAUUACAAGACAAUGAGUCAGGCAUUAGGCAUACCUGAUAGCGGGAUUCUAUUACAGAGGGAAUCGACAAGCAUUUUACAUCCCAAUGAACCAUUGGAUAAGCUCCUGCUGAACCGAAGGUUCCGUCAGUCCUUCAUGGAAUUCGCAGACAGUUGUUUGGCUGGAGAGAGUGUGCACUUCUAUGAUGAAGUGCAACAUUUUGACAAAAUUCCUAUUCAAGAUUCAGUUAGGAGAAUUUACAUGGCACGCCACAUAAUAGAGAAGUAUAUAGCUGCAGGAGCACCAAUGGAGGUGAACAUUUCUCACCGAAUCCGGCAAGAAAUUUUGAGUACUAAUGAUCUCUCCCACACCGAUCUCUUCAAAAAUGCUUUAGGUGAAUUGAUGCAGCUGAUGAAACUGAAUUUAGCAAAGGAUUACUGGUCAUCAAUGUACUUCAUGAAGCUGAAAGAGGAUAUCCGCAUGAGAGCAGUUGAUCAGGAGCUGGAACACGUUGGUGGUUGGAAUUUUUCCCCAAGAUUGAGUUCUGUCCAUUGUAGUGAUGACCCUUUCCAGCAUGAACAUAGCCCCAAAAAUUCUGGCUGCCAUAAUCAUGAUUCAGAAAUGCGAUGACAAGACAUGUGAGGAGGGGUCAUGGCUUUCCAACUUGAUGGAGUCGCAUAUAUUUGGCUGUGAACAGGAAGAGGAGGGAGCCUAAACAAUCCUGCAUAUCCCAAUAGAUUGGGCAAAAGAAACAUGAUAUUCAUCUUCACAUGAUUCUCCUGUUCAUAAAGAAUUGGAGCCUUGAAUACCGAAUUUUGCUGUGCGGGGCCGUUCAUGCUAUUUGGACCUGAGAGUAAAGCCAAGAAGAUCCUUGCAUGUGAAAGCACAGGGAUCUUGUUGGAAGACUGAAAGUGGGCUUCUCCAAUAUCAAAUAGAGGAAUCUAUGUUGUCACUUGUGGGUGGCCAAUGGCAAUUUAUGUUGUCUGUUAGAUUCAGCAAUGAAUGAGGACAUAUACUACUGGUUAUUUAGCAUACUUUGUAUCUAAUUGGAAUUUCCGAUGUGUAAAUUACUAGACUUGUUAUAUAAAUCAACAUGUGAAGAAAUUUUGGUAUC
Molecule: messenger RNA, 2027 nt
Organism: Lycium ferocissimum
Lineage: Eukaryota; Viridiplantae; Streptophyta; Magnoliopsida; Solanales; Solanaceae
Product: regulator of G-protein signaling 1
Exons: 11
Coding region: 146-1543 (465 amino acids)
Source: RefSeq, a predicted model, not a curated record